Molecule: messenger RNA, 1329 nt
Organism: Micromonas pusilla CCMP1545
Lineage: Eukaryota; Viridiplantae; Chlorophyta; Mamiellophyceae; Mamiellales; Mamiellaceae
Product: intracellular chloride channel family
Exons: 1
Coding region: 1-1329 (442 amino acids)
Cellular component (GO): cytoplasm
Source: RefSeq, a predicted model, not a curated record
AUGGCGACCGCGACGCUGCCGGCCGCGCCGAGCUGGGACGAGCUCAAGUCCGCGGCCGCGGGCACGGAGACGGGCAUGAAGAUCGCCGCGGAGGAAGAACUCCGCGCGAAAGGCGAGGGCCCGGCGCACGUCAAAGCGAAGCUGCGUUUGUUCGGCGCGAAAGAGGAGGACGUCCGAUUGACGUUCUAUCGCGACCACGCGGGAUGGUGCCCCUACUGCCAGAAGGUGUGGAUGAUGAUCGAGGAGAAGAAGAUCCCGUGCAGAAUCGAGCGGAUCAACAUGCGAAGCUACGGCGACAAGCCGGACUGGUUCCUGAAGAAGGUCCCGUCAGGGCUGCUCCCCGUCAUCGAGCUCGACGGCGAGAUGAUGACGGAGUCGCUCGUGAUCAUGCAAGUUCUCGAGAGGGAGUUCCCGGACAUCCCGAUGCUUCCGGAGGGCCAGUUUGAACGCGCGAACACGCUCCUGCGCCUGGAGCGUCAGCUCUUCUCGGACUGGUGUGGGCUCGUGUUCCGACCUUCGAUGCCCGGCCCGUUCGGCGGCGGCGGAAGGAAAACGUUCGAGGAGACUUUCGAUAAAGUCGACGCCGCGCUCGGGGAGAUGGACGGUCCGUGGUUCCUGGGCGGCGACACGCCGUCGAUCGUGGACCUUCAGUACGUCUCACACAUCGAGCGGAUGAACGCUUCGUGCUUGUACUGGAAAGGGAUGAACCUCAGAGGACAGGAGAGGUGGGCAAAUAUCGAAAAAUGGUUUCUCGCGUUCGAGGAGAGGCCGUCGUACAAAGCGUGCAAGAGCGAUUACUACACGCACGUGAUGGACAUACCACCGCAGUACGGACCGGGUUAUUCCGACUCCGGUAAGGAGGUCGAGGACGCGCAGAGAGCGAUCGACGGCGACACGACGUGGGUCCUCCCGGUGAACUUGUCCGCGAACGACCUCGAGCCGACGCCGGACUCGAUGAACGCUUCCGACGAAGCCGCGAGGCACGAGGCCGCGUACAUGCUCACGGCGAACGCGAAGGCGAUCACAAAGUUCGCGUGCAGGGGGAAGGGGGAGAAGGGCGCGAAGCAGUUCGGCGCGCCGUUGGCGGAUCCGUACGCGGUGCCAAACUUAAACUACGAGAGCAAAGUCGACGAGCUGUUGCGGGUGACGGCUUCGCUGUUACUGGACGGCACCGCGGAGCCGUCGGGAGGGAAAACGAGCCAGGACGGCGCGGACGUGGCGAAGUGUCUCGCGUAUUUGCGCGACAGAAUCGGUGUGCCUCGGGACAUGUCCUAUCCCGCUGCGAUGCAGCUUCGAGCGCAUCUGAACUACGUGAUGGACGCCGUGUGA